CUGUUACCACAAUUAGAAGGUGAUGGUGACGACACAAGGUCGAUGUGUUAAGGUCGUAACUUUGAAUCUUCAUGUGCAGUUUAGCUUCUGCAGGCGGCAAAGACACUGGUAUUUGCAAGAACAGGUGACUUCUGGAGCCUCAACAUGUCUGACCACGACGAUAAUCAAGUUGCAGUCCCUCUAAUAGAACCCCAUGACAUGGCAGUUUUCCCGAUUCAGACAUCGGAAAGGAGACUGUCUUCUGCCGUCGUUUCGGUCAACAACCAACAGCUUCUCGUUGUGGGACUGGUUGAGCAGGCAACGAGCCGAAUCGACGUCCCAGAGAGAGACGAUGAAGAACGCUCACCGAUCAUCAAAAAGGGGAGGUUCAGGAUGGCGGAGAACACACUCGUUUGCGCAUUGUCCGCCCUCUACGCGAAGCUUCUGGUCGUCCUUGGGGUGGCGUUCCCGGUGACUGAAGGUCUUGCACCCCAAGUGCCACUUUCCUUCUACCAGGGUUUCUACUUGUACCUGUACCUAGGAAGCAUAACCUUCAUGUGUUUCUUAUACGCCAUGACACUUAAGGAAAGAGCAGUCAAUAACAUAAUCAGCAGACACAGAAGGACAGGCGUUGUGUGUCAGUGCCCGGAUUCGUGUUAUAAGAAAGACAUCGUGCGAUAUGGAAGCUUCUACUUGCGACUUGGAGCGAUGGGGUUCGGUAUCGGAAGUAUGGUGUACUCUGGGCUGGAGUUCGGGCAAUACUUCGCAAGGGACUCCCAUUGUGACGACACAGUUCUGGUCUUCAGGUCGGCAACCAGAAUGUUGCUGACACUCAUGCAAAUACAAUUCAUGUUCCUCAACAACAAAGAUCUGAAGAUGGGGCGCUACGUUCCGGUGGCGCGGUUCGGCCUGAUGCACAUGAUCGCCACUAACCUGUGCGAAUGGCUGUACGUGCUGGUAGAGGAAACCAAACACGAGAUAGAACAUCUGAGUCAUUACGAUGUUUCAGAUCACGCGAACGACGAGGAAGCUAACGAAACGGACGCCGCUUUCAACACAACCGAACUGCACAGACUGAGGCGUGGCGUACCUUCACAUCUCUGUUCCCGAACCAACAUCGUGGGAAUGUUGGUGCAGAAGUCCAGUCCCUACCUGUUUCCCUGCACUGUAGAGUACAGCCUGAUCUGUGCAGUGACCCUGUACGAGAUGUGGAAACACAUCCGGAUUCCGCCCCCUAUCAGGGUAACCCACCACGUGUGCAGCCAAAGCAUUGGACGAGAUUUUAGCAGCAAUAGUCUGAACGGGCUGCGGUCUGCACACCACUUCACACUGGACUGCGACAGCUCCCAGAAGGGCCUAUGUGCUGGUAUCCUCGUGCUUGUCCUCACCAUCAUCAGCCUGGUUCUCUUCUUAGUUCUGCACAAUGAAGAAAAUUACGUACAACUCGCUGUGUACGAGGUCAGCAUAUGUGAGAUGUGCAUUUACAUUCUCUGCACCCUCGCAGUGCUCGCGUGCAUGGUCCGGAUCAGAGUACUUCCUGCAGAGACAGGGCAUGGUCUGGGUCUGGACAAUUCUCUGUUGGUCAUGGCUCAAGCUGGAAUGUAUGUGUACUGCAUAUUUUCCAUCAUCGGUUUCAACUAUGCUGAGAAAACAGACGUGCCAGGUGGCGCUGCAAUUGAGAUACUUGCUCUUAUGCAGACGACGGUGCAGACAAUCCUAGUCCUAGACGCCUCCAGCAGGCGCUGUAGAACGAAGGCCGACAGGAGGCGAAAACCCGGCCGCGAACUCAUCUCUUUCCUGCUGGUAGCUAACGCUGCCGUGUGGAUGAUCAAUGUUAUGCAGAAGGGACAUGCUGAAUAUAGCCCUCAGCACCUCAAGUUCUUCGGCGUUUGGCCAUGGACAGUCAUCACCCACAUCUCUAUGCCGCUGGCCAUUUUCUAUAGGUUCCAUUCAACUAUCUGCCUCUUCGAGAUAUGGAAAGCAAGCUACAAACUGAAGCGAGAACAUUGCUAGGACCGCUACACAAGGAAAGAUUUUAGAAUCAAUUGUGACAACAGAGUAAAAGGUGCAGUCUGAAAGUUCAAUGUUGCGAAGGGUGCUUUGUGUGCCAAAAGCAUAAAAACUGUUCGACCGCAUGCGCGCGCGUAUGCCGUUCCUUUUAACAGAACUUUCAGUAACCAAAAUCACGCGAUAUGUCUUAAAUUACUAGUAUUUCUCGGAUACGUAACCUCAAAUUCAAAUGCAUCUUUUUAAAAAGUUGAUUAUCCGUUUCUUCCAAGCAAACCGUAAAAUAUUAAUUCAUUUAAAAAAACAAAACUCCGUAGUUUAAUGCUAAUUUUGCGAAUCAAACAUCAUAACCACACAUAUUCUGUAACAAAUUUAGAUCAACGUAAAAAGCUACAAAUUCAAAAUUAUGCCGAAAUAUAAACAUUCGGUAACUUGCAUCUCCUAAUCCAGAUUACUUAGAGCACAAAUGCAUGUCUUCAAAAAAGCAACAUAAAUCGGUCAAUGGCGGUUUAACAAAUAAAUCUUUAUAAAAUGGUUACAAAAACAUCACUCGUCUCUUAAAACCAACCAACCAAUCUAAUUCGGUAAGAGUUCAAAAUACAGUUAUGGAUUGCAGAAUACUAAGUGAGAGCUAACACUGAAUAAUUCUUCGCGAAGGUUUCUCAUAUUUGCGCAGAGAUCGAUAAAUUAACUUUAUUUAAGCUUAAUUUAAGGGAUUGUCAGUAGUUCAGACUAUAAAACGUCGAAUGACAGGAUGGGCAAUAAAUACUGAAUUGGUAAUGAUAAGGUGGAACAUGAUCGUUUGCUUUGCGGUAUUAGCCCAGCAUUUGCAUGGGGCGUUCGGCGAACUCGAUAAGAAAAUAAAAUAAGUACAAAAUGCCAUACACACAAAAAGCCAGAGUAUAACUCCAUAACGAAUAAUAUACGUGCUUUAUCCCAUGUUGUCAAGAGUAAAAAUACAUAAAAUUGCGUAAGACUUGAGGUUCUCACAGCGGUGAGUAUGAAGAUAUCCGUCUUCAGGGUUAUUGCGCUGUGUAGUCUGGUCGAUGUUAACCAACGUUUCAGAG
Messenger RNA from Zootermopsis nevadensis, 3053 nucleotides. Its product is annotated as proton channel OtopLc. Gene Ontology annotation, molecular function: proton channel activity. Lineage: Eukaryota; Metazoa; Arthropoda; Insecta; Blattodea; Termopsidae. The record is from RefSeq and is a predicted model, not a curated record. Gene Ontology annotation, biological process: proton transmembrane transport. Gene Ontology annotation, cellular component: membrane.